Messenger RNA from Cryphonectria parasitica EP155, 2159 nucleotides. RefSeq lists its product as uncharacterized. The transcript has 5 exons. Gene Ontology annotation, molecular function: monooxygenase activity; oxidoreductase activity, acting on paired donors, with incorporation or reduction of molecular oxygen; heme binding. The record is from RefSeq and is a predicted model, not a curated record. Bases 57 to 1526 code for a protein of 489 amino acids. Lineage: Eukaryota; Fungi; Ascomycota; Sordariomycetes; Diaporthales; Cryphonectriaceae.
GUUCCCCUGUGAUUGCAGAAACCCCUUUUCAUUUUGUAUCAGAUCAGCAUCUCAUAAUGGACCAAGACAAAGUCCAUGGGAAGGGCUUUGUGCCACUUCCUCUAGUUUUCCUCGUCAUUUUUGGAUCGUACAUCACUUGGUACAUUGUACACAUUGUUAUCUUCGAUCCUUUGUCCCGCUUUCCCGGGCCUGUCUGGAGCAAAUUCACCCGUAUUCCAUACUGGGUUGCCAGCCUCACAGGUCAAGAAAUCUACUUCAUGCACAGGCUGCAUGACAAAUAUGGCAGCGUAGUGAGGAUGAGUCCGACUGAGCUUAGCUACAUAGAUGCCCAAGCAUGGAAAGACAUCUAUGGGUAUCAAAAGGGCAGGGCUGAGAACCUCAAGGCUCCUGGAUUUCACAUGAUGGUAGUCGGAACGGCUGAACACACUCGAGUGCGUCGUAUCUUCUCACCAGGCUUCUCCAUUCGCGCCUUGAAACAGCAGGAGCCUUUACUUCGUAAAUACAAUGAUCUUCUCAUGUCCAAACUCCACGCCCACGAAUUUCAGGUAAUGAAUAUCUCGAAAAUGUUCAACCUGGCAACUUUCGACAUCAUGGCUGAGCUUAGUUUUGGGGAACCCCUGGGCCUCCUCGAACAGAGCAAGUAUACAGCGUGGGUCCAGAACAUCAUGGAUUCCAUCAAAACGCUUCCGAUCCUCCAAAUGAUCAAGUUCUACCCUUUGUUGAAUACCUUCUUCGAGUAUAUCGAGCCGAGGUUCAUAAAGGAAGCCAGAAUCGCGAAUUUCAGAUACUCUGCUGAUCGAGUAGACAAGCGUCUAGAAAGGGGUUCAAGCCAGCCGGACCUUUGGAACCUUGUAGAGUUUGCGGCAGACGAUGAGAAACUCAGCUUAGAAGAGAUGCAUGCCAACGCUUUGGAUUUCAUGGUUGCAGGGUCUGAAACUACGGCUACACUUCUCUCGGCACUGGUAUAUCUACUUCUCACCAAUCCCGAUAAGUUGAAUAUCUUGAUGAGGGAAGUUCGUGGCCAGUCAGCCGACACCGAAAGCCUCACAAUUGAAGUUCUCGCUGGUUUUGGGUAUCUCAACGCAUGCAUCCAGGAGGCACUCAGAAUAUACCCACCAGUUCCUUUAGGAAUUCCUCGAGCCAUCUCAUCCAACCCCGAUCGAGGACAGAUUGUCUGUGGCUGCUGGGUUCCCUCUGGCACACGUGUGUCCGUCCACCCCUAUGCAGCUUACCACUCCUCUGCAAACUUCAAGAACCCUGAGCUCUUCGCGCCGGAGCGAUGGCUCGGCGAUGAUACUUAUAAGGACGACAAGCGUGACGUGCUGCAGCCAUUCUCGUUCGGCCCGAGAAAUUGCAUCGGUCAGAACUUGGCUUGGCACCAGAUGAGACUCAUAGCAGCGACGUUACUUUCCAAGUUCGACCUGGAGCUGUGUGAGGAAAGUCGUGAAUGGAUAUAUAGCAAGGUCUAUACAAUGUGGGAGAAGACUCCGUUGAAGGUUCGGAUGCGAGCAGUUGAGAAGAAUUGAACGGCAAUGGCAAACUGUUUGAGAGGUUGAAGAAGCAAGCAUACUUUGUUUUCGGAACUUGACAAUGUUUGUUAUACCAUGUGAGACCGGGAACAGCAUCGUGUCUUCUCAGCUAGCUAUUUCUUAUUUUUGGUUUCUCACGAGUUCGUCAGUUCUCAUAUCUCAUGUCAGAUAUGGACGGACGCAGAGGAAUCAAAGAACGCAAUACAGCAAACUCAUUCUGCGUGAUAACCAAAACCCGGACAUUCCCCUUGGUCCAUUCAAAUUGGACCCUACCAUUUUAGUGUCUAGCUUGCACGCGAGCAUAGACCUCUCGCACGUCUGGCUUGGGAGGGUUCAGAAGUGGGACGGAUUCGAUGCCCCCCGGCCGUGGUCCAAUAUCCUUCCUCUUCAUCAGAUCCUUCUCAGACUCCCCCCUCUCCAGGCGCUGAAUCAGGUCUUCUGGGUCAAAGUCCACACCCAGUGGAUUCAAUUUGAACUCUUCCGAUGCCAUGAAUAAAUUAGCCUCCUCGGUGGUCUCGAAAGCAUCCACUUGCGUCUCGAUCUGGUUGCCGUCCGGAUCCUGGUAGUAGAUGCUCACGGUGGGCCCGUGGUUGGUGGACCAGAGAGGGGAGAUGCCGAGUGAGUUUCUCU